AUGGCUGAUCAAGAUAACAAAGAUUUUACCGAAGAUAUUACUGAUCAAAGUUAUGAUCAAAACGGUGAUGCCCCGCAAAACGAGACUGGAAAUGGCGGUGAUGCCGGUGACGCCAAUGAGAACGGCCAGGAUUCACAGGAUGACAAAUCAGGCAGUGAUGGUAACCAGGAGUCACUUAAUGACAGAAAACUUUUCGUUGGUGGGCUCAGUUGGGAGACCAAUGACAAGGAAUUAAGAGAUCAUUUUGGUAGCUAUGGUGACAUUGAAAGUAUCAAUGUUAAGACAGACCCUAACACCGGAAGAUCGCGAGGAUUUGCUUUUAUUGUUUUCUCUAAAGCUGAAUCGUUGGACAAGAUUAUGGCAGCUGGAGAUCACGUGAUAAACAACAAAAAAGUAGAUCCCAAAAAAGCGAAAGCACGUCAUGGUAAAAUCUUCGUCGGUGGUUUGUCGACGGAAUUGUCUGACGAUGAUAUCAGGAGUUUCUUUGAUAAAUUUGGCAAAAUCGUCGAAGUUGAGAUGCCCUUCGACAAAACAAAGAGUCAGCGCAAAGGAUUCUGUUUCAUUACUUUCGAGUCUGAGCAAGUUGUCAACGAGCUUUUGAAGACACCUAAACAGACCAUCAACGGCAUGCGCGGUGGAGCCGCAGCUGGUCGCGGAGCGGCCCGCGGUGGUCGUGGGGGCCGAGGCCGAGGCUUCGGUGGCCAAGGAUGGAGCCAAGGUGGCUACGGAGCCGGUGGAUACGGCGGUGGUUACGGACAAGGAGGUUACGGUGGUGGAUACGAUGGCUAUGGUAGUUAUGACUAUUAUGGCGGUGGAUAUGGCGGCUACGGUGGUUACGACUACACCGGAUACGACGGCUAUGGCUAUGGCGGUAGUUACGACAGUGGCUACAAUGGUGGUCGCGGUGGUGCACGCGGUAAAGGUCUUCAAACUUACAGCAAAAUACAUAAUUCAUUGAAUCAUCAUUCCAUAAAAUCAUCGCGUCAUCAACAAAGCAGACAACUGCCGCAAAAUAAUUAUAACAAUCAACAACAAGAUUCGCAACAUCAAAAGAACCACCAACAAACCAAUGUAUCAUACAUGCGUUAA
Molecule: messenger RNA, 1089 nt
Organism: Cotesia congregata
Lineage: Eukaryota; Metazoa; Arthropoda; Insecta; Hymenoptera; Braconidae
Source: the annotation of a GenBank genome assembly